ACACACACACUAAAGUAACUAAACACUUAAUUGGAACAUCAGAUGAAUUAUUUUUAUUGUAAUAGUAAUGAUAAUGCAGCUAAGUGGAAAUUUAGGAAGGAAUGUCGUGUAGUAUCUUAUUUAGUAAUGUUUACAUUUUAACAACGUACAAGUUCUUAUUUUUGGAAAAUAAACAGUGAACGUGACGAAACAAACUAUUGGCCAGCCAAACAGUGACAUGGUGACUGAAAAUGAUGUGAACAAGUUGAUAGUGUAAAGUGAAGCAGUGUUGGCAGACUUGGGAGGAUUUAAGGCAAGGAAGACACUUUGUUGAGCAAUAGGAAUGAAUGGCGAGGGAGAGUGAGUGAGAGGUAGACAGAGAGGAGAGAGAGAGAGAGAGAGAGAGAGAGAGAGAGAGAGAGAGAGAGAGAGAGAGAUGGGGAACUCCUCCUACCAAAUUAUUCAGGCUGGGCAGGCUUUGCGCUCUUCACAAAUAGGACACGGUUCUCAAAUACAGGCAGUUCCAAUCUGACCUCCAAAUACCAAAUAGCCCUGACUGGGAACUUUGGAAGUGGGGGAAAAAAGAGAACAAAAACAAACCGAAGCUUGUGUCGUUAUUUUUGGCCACUCUGCAGCCACCCCCCUCUUUCCCCUCACCGCGUUGGACUAUAUAUAUAUAUAUUUUUUUUUUAAUCUGGAUGAGAGACAUUCUGGAAUCAAAGAACACGCUGGUGCACGACCAACAAUCCUCGUCGUCCCACCCAUGCUGCCGCUGUUGUAGUUUUCCCCCCAGUUUUUUUUUUCUUCUGUGCUUCCAGUUGCCUUUGCACGCAGCGGGCCGGGAGGUGAUCCGACUGUUUGCAUUUUGGAUGCGCUGAGCCAAGCCAGCAGCACACCAAUCGGCGUCCACGGUAUAUGGAAGUGGUGGGCUGCAAGGCAGAAGCAGCCGCUCGCACGUUGCGCCCAGGACCGGGAGCCAUGCUUUUCCACGGGAUCUCCGGGGAUCACAUCCAAGGGAUCAUGGAGGAGAUGGAGAGAAGGUCCAAGUCGGAGUCUCGUCUGGCCAAAACCAUGCAGAUCAACGGCAGAGAGACGACCAUGCCCUCUAUGAGCCCGGAGAAACCCGCCCUGUGCGCCGGCUGCGGGGGCAAGAUCUCGGACAGAUACUACCUCCUGGCCGUGGACAAGCAGUGGCACCUGCGGUGCCUCAAAUGCUGUGAAUGUAAACUUGCGUUGGAGUCGGAGCUAACGUGUUUCGCAAAGGAUGGCAGCAUCUACUGCAAAGAGGAUUACUACAGGUUCUCGGUGCAAAGGUGCGCGCGCUGCCACCUGGGCAUUUCCGCCUCGGAGAUGGUGAUGCGCGCGCGAGAUUCCGUGUACCACCUGAGCUGCUUCACGUGCACCUCGUGCAACAAGACCCUCACCACUGGCGACCACUUCGGCAUGAAGGACAGCCUCGUCUACUGCCGCCUCCACUUCGAGAGUUUGGUGCAGGGCGCCGACUACCACCCCCAGCUCAACUUCGCCGAGUUGGCGGCCAAGGGCGGCGGCCUGGGCCUGCCCUACUUCAACGGCACCGGCACUGCUCAGAAGGGCCGGCCGAGGAAAAGGAAGAGCCCCGCCAUGGGCUUGGAUUUACCGAGUUACAACACAGGCUGCAACGAGAACGACGCAGACCACUUGGACCGGGACCAGCAGGCCUAUGCGCCGACGCAGAAGACCAAGCGCAUGCGGACCUCCUUCAAACACCACCAGCUGCGGACAAUGAAAUCCUACUUUGCCAUCAACCACAACCCGGAUGCUAAAGACCUCAAGCAGCUGGCCCAGAAGACGGGCCUGACCAAAAGAGUUCUGCAGGUUUGGUUCCAAAACGCGAGAGCCAAAUUCAGAAGGAACGUUUUACGACAGGAGAAUGGAGGUGUUGAUAAGGCUGAUGGCACCUCACUCCCUCCGCCCUCGUCCGACAGUGGGGCCCUGACCCCCCCCUCCAGCGCGGCCACACUAACAGACCUGACAAACCCCUCGAUUACCGUAGUGACGUCCGUCACCUCUAGUUUGGACAGCCACGAUUCGGGGAGCCCUUCACAAACUACCUUGACGAACCUUUUCUAAGCUAGAAGACUGUUUUUUCUUUUGCUUUAUAAAUGUUAUUUUCUCUAAUUGAGUUUUUUUUUCUUUCUCACGUUUUUUUUUUUUUUUAAAUUGGCCUUUAAAUCAAGCAGCGAUGGCUCCUUUGAAGAGUGUGCAAGAGCAAGAAGAGCAGUGGCCGCAUUGAACUUUUGUAGAACAAACAAAUGUGUAGCAUUUGACAACCUCAUGGCAGUGACGGACUUUGGGAAAGGACUUUCAGAAAAUCAUCGGGGAAAACAAUAACUAAAAGCCUGGAACUUAGUUCAAUCUUCAUUUGUACAUUUGUAUUGAAUGAUUACAAAAUUGAGCCCUUUUUAAUUACUGGUGAAUUGGUGAACUUUGCCCUCCGAAACAUGUAAUUGUUUGCUUCCCAUUUCAGUUUUUGUUUGUGUUUUGAAAUCAUUUGGGAAGCAAAACUUGUCGAAUGUUCUGUAUAUGGGUCCAAAUCCAGAAAACAGUGUUUGAAUCCUCUUCUUGAAUGUCUCCCAUCUGUAUGGCGAUUGAAUCCGAUAUCAAGAUAGAACCCCAACAUAUUUUAUGACUUGUUUCACACAUUUAUUGUGCUAAUAGUGGUAACAAUCACCCAAUCGUAGCGGUAGCAAACGUUUCGUCGUUCGACAACAAAUUUGGAUCGGAGAACAGUUGAUGGGCACUGUCGGAGUCCGCUGUCACUUCUUGUUGGCCUGCUGGAUGAAUUGCAGUAAAAUUGAACCCAGUAAACACAUCCGCAGAUCGAGUCAAUUGCACAAAGCCCCCCCCCUCCCCCAACAGUAAAAAGUGCAUUAUUGUUUUAUCAUGUUGCUCAGGGUGAUUUUUUUUUUAAUGGAAAAGGGAGUGUAGUAUAACGAUGAAGACUGGAUUUGUAGAACUGGCAUUGAAAAAAAAAAAAGGCUUCAGAUAGGUGAAGUUCAGUGUAGGUGGAAUCACGUUUUCUCCUGACAUUGACUUUCUGGAAAAACACUUGCCACUGAUCAGACCAAAAACAAAACAAAAAAAAAAAAAACAAAAAGAAAAAAAAACCCGAAACAUGUUUCUUCUGGCUGAAAGGUAGUGAGAGAGAGAGAGGAGCAGAAGACACAUUUCCAUUGUGUGCGUCCUAAUUUGUUCUCUUGAAGAACAAAAUGGUACUCCGAGUCUACUUGAUGAAGUAGAUGCCUAACUCAGUUCUACUCUUAUGUGCCUUAUGCGAUGACGUGGGAGAAAAGGUUGUGAAAUUCAGGAUUCUGUGUGUUCUUUGUUAUCUGAUUCGCACCCUUCGGACGCCUCACUAGUUUUGUACUGUUUUGCAUCUUAUUUUCAAAGAUCUUUUUAUGGUGUAUCCUGUUUUGAAGAAAAAAAAAAAAGAAGAAGAAGAAGAAGGGGGGAGGGGCAGCGAUGUCAUAGAAAGCAUUUGUGCACUCUUUCAGAUAUAGUUCCAAGAACCUUAUAUAUUGAUCUUCGUGUUAAUAGUUGAGUACAGUAAGUGUUCUAUCAAGAUUGUCCAUGUUUCCCUGUUUCUUGAUAAAGAUGGUGUAUAGAAACUAUUUCCCCUUAAAUAUUUAUGGACCAAAACGGUUGUUAUAUAUCUUAUUAAAUUUGUGUGAAUAAAAACAAUACUUUGCUUUAAA
Molecule: messenger RNA, 3716 nt
Organism: Hippocampus comes (tiger tail seahorse)
Lineage: Eukaryota; Metazoa; Chordata; Actinopteri; Syngnathiformes; Syngnathidae
Gene: lhx9
Product: LIM homeobox 9
Exons: 5
Coding region: 895-2091 (398 amino acids)
Biological process (GO): regulation of transcription by RNA polymerase II; neuron differentiation
Cellular component (GO): nucleus
Molecular function (GO): DNA-binding transcription factor activity, RNA polymerase II-specific; RNA polymerase II transcription regulatory region sequence-specific DNA binding
Source: RefSeq, a predicted model, not a curated record